Thermothelomyces thermophilus ATCC 42464 is the source of this 768-nucleotide messenger RNA. Its product is annotated as carbonic anhydrase-like protein. Bases 180 to 692 code for a protein of 170 amino acids. Lineage: Eukaryota; Fungi; Ascomycota; Sordariomycetes; Sordariales; Chaetomiaceae. The record is from RefSeq and is a predicted model, not a curated record. Gene Ontology annotation, molecular function: carbonate dehydratase activity; zinc ion binding. The transcript has 3 exons.
CCGACUUGUCUAUUAUUACCAUCACCGUGACAAGUAUAUCCAUCCUUCACUACCAGCAUCAGCUCAGCCUACAAGUAUCUGCGCCUUCAUAGCCGCCGUACUGUGCUGUCCUAUAAUUAAUACGUACACCACGCCAACGAGAUCCCUCCGCUCCCCCCCCCCUUUUUUUUUUUAAAGAAAUGAGCGCCAUCCAGCAGAACGUCGAGGCCGCCUCGGCCAGCUACUCGGCCUCCUUCGACAAGGGCCACCUCGCCCUGCCGCCGGCCAAGAAGUACCUCGUCCUCACCUGCAUGGACGCUCGCAUCGAUCCCGCCCGGGCCUUUGGCAUUGAGCUGGGCGACGCCCACGUCAUCCGCAAUGCGGGUGCGUCAGCGGUCGAGGGGCUCCGGUCCAUUGUCAUCAGCGAGCAGCUGCUGGGCACCAAUGAGAUUGUGCUCGUCAAGCACACCGGGUGCGGCAUGCUGACGUUCAAGAACGAGGAUGCCUAUGGCAUCGUGGAGAAGAACCUCGGACAAGCGGCGGUUGAGGAGCUCAGGGAAAGGAAGAUCGAUUUCUUGCCUUUCCCCGAGCUCGAGCAGGCAGUCAAGAACGAUGUUGAGUUUCUGAAGGCGUCCAAGCUGGUGCCGGAGUCGGUGACCAUCAGCGGGUGGAUUUACGAGGUCGAGACUGGGAAGACGAGGCGUGUGGUCUAAGUUGGAUUGCAGUGGCUUAUUUGAGUUUCGGCGGGGAGUUUUGGUUGGGGGGAAGAUUUGUCUUUUUGAAACGCUG